AUGGGCACAGCCGAGGUGCCACACUUCCUGCCCUACUGCUUCCCCAACGGGGCGGCCGGCGAGCUGGCAGCGGAUCACGGAGGGGGGACCCUCCCGUGCCCCAGGACGGAGCGAGGUGGCUGGGCCGGGGGGCCCAGGAAGAGGAAGCGGACCACCUUCAGCCGGGGCCAGCUGAGCCAGCUGGAGCGCGUCUUCGCCGCCCUGCCCUACCCGGACAUCGGCACCCGGGAGCGCCUGGCCGAGCUCACCCAGCUGCCCGAGGCCAAGAUCCAGGUCUGGUUCCAGAACCGGCGCGCCCGGAGGAUCAAGAACAGCCCCGCGGUGGAGCCGCCGGACAGCCGUCGGGUCAGCAUGGCCGGCAGCAAGCAGCCCCGUCUGGGCGUCUCCGCCAAGCAGCCGGCUCUGGGCUCUCCGCUAGCCGGAGCCGCCUCGGUCUUCCUCGGCGGGGGAGACGCGCCGGGUGCGCCCCCUCGGUGGCCGGUGGAGGAGGAGGAGGAAGGCGCGGCCGUCUGGACCGCGCUGUCGAGCUGCUGGGACGCCUUCCCCGCGCCGCCCACCACCCUGGGCUCCAUCUCCGACCUCAUCUACAGCGCCGCUCUGGUGGCCAACCUGGGGGAGCUGUAGGGGUCGCUCGCCCCGUCCAGG
Messenger RNA from Euleptes europaea (tarantolino), 645 nucleotides. It is a transcript of the gene SEBOX, whose product is annotated as SEBOX homeobox. Gene Ontology annotation, molecular function: DNA binding. The transcript has 3 exons. Lineage: Eukaryota; Metazoa; Chordata; Lepidosauria; Squamata; Sphaerodactylidae. The coding region runs from base 1 to 624 and encodes 207 amino acids. The record is from RefSeq and is a predicted model, not a curated record.